Molecule: messenger RNA, 1506 nt
Organism: Prunus mume (Japanese apricot)
Lineage: Eukaryota; Viridiplantae; Streptophyta; Magnoliopsida; Rosales; Rosaceae
Gene: NIT4
Product: nitrilase 4
Biological process (GO): detoxification of nitrogen compound
Molecular function (GO): nitrile hydratase activity; nitrilase activity
Source: RefSeq, a predicted model, not a curated record
CAUAGCAGUGAAUCCUUAAAAAAACACAAGCCAAAACAAAUUUGACUUAGCCUUUUGGAGUGGAAAUGUUGAUUGUUUGAAAGUCAUUGAAAUGGAAUCUCCCCGGAUACAAAAUUGAUUGGUCAUUGUUCAGAUAUACAGAAAGAAAAUAUAUACUAACCAAUAUACCAAAACCAAACAAGAAGAGAGGAGAUUAAAAAUGGCUCUGGUACCAUCUCCAGCUCUGGUCGCCGAGGUUGAGAUGGGUUCUGACCCCUCCGCAUCCACUGUUCGAGCCACCGUGGUCCAAGCCUCCACUGUCUUCUAUGACACUCCUGCCACUUUAGAUAAGGCUGAGAGGUUAUUGGCUGAAGCAGCUGGGUAUGGUGCCCAGCUGGUUGUGUUUCCGGAGGCUUUUGUGGGUGGUUAUCCACGUGGGUCAAAUUUUGGCAUUGUCAUUGGGAACAGAACAGCUAAGGGUAAAGAAGAGUUCCGAAAGUAUCAUGCUUCUGCCAUUGAUGUUCCUGGUCCUGAAGUUGAUCGAUUGGCAGCAAUGGCUGGAAAGUACAAGGUAUUCUUGGUAAUGGGUGUGAUAGAGAGAGAUGGAUAUACACUCUAUUGCACUGUUCUGUUUUUUGAUUCUCAAGGUUCCUACUUGGGAAAGCACCGAAAAAUUAUGCCCACAGCAUUGGAGCGAAUUAUUUGGGGGUUUGGAGAUGGCUCCACAAUUCCCGUGUUUGAGACUCCAAUUGGAAAAAUAGGCGCUGCCAUUUGUUGGGAAAAUAGGAUGCCACUGCUAAGGACAGCAAUGUAUGCUAAAGGCGUUGAAAUAUAUUGUGCUCCUACUGCUGAUUCCAGGGAUGUAUGGCAAGCAUCAAUGACUCAUAUUGCUUUAGAGGGUGGGUGUUUUGUCUUAUCAGCUAAUCAAUUCUGUCGAAGGAAAGACUACCCCCCUCCUCCAGAAUAUGUAUUUGCCGGCACAGAAGAGGAACUUACUCCAGAUUCUGUUGUCUGUGCUGGAGGCAGUGUCAUUAUAUCACCAUCAGGGGCUAUUCUCGCUGGACCCAAUUACGAUGGGGAGGCACUCAUCUCAGCAGAUCUUGAUCUUGGAGAAAUAGCGAGGGAGAAAUUUGCUUUCGAUGUGGUUGGACACUAUUCACGGCCUGAAGUGCUUAGCUUGACUGUCAAGGACCAUCCGACAAAUCCAGUGACUUUCGUGUCGGCCUCAACAAAGACUGAAGUCUCACAUACACCAUAAUUGGUUUUCACCUGUUUUCUAUCUGGGCGUGGUUCGCAAAAAUGUAGACCUGUUCACUAAUAAAGGACGAGCCUUUGUAGAUAUAUGUAUUAUUGCUGUUGUAUUUCCUCCGUAGACCGGGCCAUUUCUUGCCUUGGUGUAUGUUUCUGCUUCCUCAAAAGUGAAACCUAAGUACUGAUUGGUACCAGAAAAGAGUUGGUACUUAUGAAGUUUAAAUUGAUAUGUUUGUGUACUUUCCUAUCUGUCUAUUGAGAUCAAGUUCAUAGACA